Ambispora leptoticha is the source of this 1106-nucleotide messenger RNA. Lineage: Eukaryota; Fungi; Glomeromycota; Glomeromycetes; Archaeosporales; Ambisporaceae. The record is from the annotation of a GenBank genome assembly.
UGCCAACAUUUGAUUCUAUUGGGCUCAAAGAAGAUCUUUUGAGAGGGAUUUAUGCCUAUAAUUUUGAAAAGCCCUCAGCUAUUCAACAAAGGGCCAUAGUUCCUAUUAUGAAAGGACGUGAUGUGAUUGCUCAAGCACAAUCUGGCACUGGUAAAACAGCCACCUUUUCCAUUUCCAUCUUACAAUGUAUCGACACAACAAUCCGAGAGACCCAAGCGCUUGUAUUAUCACCUACAAGAGAAUUAGCAACACAGAUUCAAAGUGUAAUUCUAGCACUUGGUGACUACAUGAAUGUCCAGUGUCAUGCCUGUAUUGGGGGCACAAGUAUUGGGGAGGACAUUCGGAAACUUGAUCACGGACAACAUGUGGUUUCCGGCACACCAGGAAGAGUAUUUGAUAUGAUCCGACGUAGAAAUCUUCGUACUAGACAUAUCAAAAUGCUAGUACUAGACGAAGCAGAUGAACUAUUAAAUAGAGGGUUCAAGGACCAAAUAUAUGAUGUGUAUAGAUAUUUACCCCCGAAUACACAGGUUGUCCUGCUGAGCGCUACCUUACCUUACGAUGUUCUGGAAAUGACUACAAAAUUCAUGACGGAACCAAUUCGUAUUUUGGUGAAACGUGAUGAAUUGACAUUGGAAGGAAUUAAACAGUUUUUCGUGGCUGUUGAACGUGAGGAAUGGAAGUUUGAUACUUUAUGUGAUUUAUACGAUACGUUGACUAUUACUCAGGCCGUUAUCUUUUGUAAUACACGGAGAAAGAUGCGAGAAGCAAAUUUCACGGUAUCAUCUAUGCAUGGAGAUAUGCCACAAAAAGAACGCGAUGCAAUCAUGCAAGAAUUUCGACAGGGUGCGAGUCGAGUGUUAAUCACGACAGAUGUGUGGGCUCGUGGAAUUGAUGUACAGCAAGUUUCUCUUGUGAUAAAUUAUGAUCUACCCAGCAAUCGUGAACUUUAUAUUCAUCGUAUUGGUCGGUCAGGACGUUUUGGAAGGAGAGGUGUUGCUAUCAAUUUUGUGACAUCUGAAGACGUGCGUAUUCUGCGUGAUAUUGAACAGUAUUAUAGUACACAGAUCGAUGAAAUGCCGAUGAACGUACAAGAUUUGCUGUAG